Cydia strobilella is the source of this 5584-nucleotide messenger RNA. It is a transcript of the gene Tsp97E, whose product is annotated as tetraspanin-13. The coding region runs from base 294 to 953 and encodes 219 amino acids. The transcript is spliced from 7 exons. The record is from RefSeq and is a predicted model, not a curated record. NCBI's taxonomy places the organism in Eukaryota, Metazoa, Arthropoda, Insecta, Lepidoptera, Tortricidae. Gene Ontology annotation, cellular component: plasma membrane.
GUUCAUUACAAUCAGAGUUGUACGAUAAACGUAAAACUAUUGGGGAAAUAUAACGCGUUAUUUAAAUAUAUUAUCGUUUAUGCGUAUAUACGUUUUCACUUUAAUCAGUGCUCUUGUUUAUAAAAAUCUGAUCAGUUCGGACCCUGUUUAAGAUAGUUGUGUAUAUUUCAUCCUACAUUUAUUUGGGUGAUGCAUGAGACAUGGAUUUUCGAGUGUAGAUAAUAGCUGUUCCUGUUCCUGAUUCUGCCACAUACAUUGUUAUAAUUGUAAGAAGGAACACAUAAAUCAUCAAGAUGUGCGGAGGAUUCACCUGCUCUAAAAACGCGCUGAUUGCACUUAACAUUCUCUAUGUGGUGGUGGCUUCAAUCUUGAUAUCCGUAGCGGUGUAUGGGCAGACGACGUCCCUGGUCAACACGAACCUACCCAUCCUAGGGGGUAUCCUGGCAUGCGGCGUCCUGCUCAUCUUGAUCUCGUUGCUGGGCAUGGCUGGAGCUGUCAAGCAUCAUCAAGUUAUGCUGUUCUUUUAUAUGGUGAUUCUUUUCCUGUUGUUCCUGGUGCAAUUCUCAGUGGCCUGCGCCUGUCUUGCUGUGAACUCGGACCAGCAGGAGAUGUUGGCUAAGCAAGGAUGGAACAAAGUGAACACCGAAGUGAAGAGUCAGGUGCAGGAGAAAUUUCAGUGCUGCGGGUUUGAGACUAGCAUUCCUCCCCUUAAUGCCACCUCUGACUACCCCACCUGUGAUGCUGUCAACAAACUUUGCUGCAAUAACUCAGCGGACAAGGACUGUGCCUGCGCCCCCUGCAUGGAGAAACUCAAGGAGCGCAUCGACUACGCCUUCAAGCUAUGCGGAGGCAUCGGUCUAUUCUUCAGCUUCACUGAGUUUCUCGGUGUGUGGUUGACAGUAAGAUACCGUAAUCAGAAGGACCCGCGCGCUAACCCCAGUGCAUUUCUCUGAAUGAUCCGCCGAUACGGACUCACGGCGUUUGCUAACUCGAGCUCUUCGCCGUGUGGCUCGCCCGCCGCUACCGCAACCAGCCUGACCCGAACUACAAGGAACCUCACGCUAUUUUCCCGAGGAAGGACUACUUAUACUGAGAAAAACCGAUAAUUUAGCCUCCACAACUUAGGAAUACACAGGUUUUAGUUUUAGAUAGUCAAUGAAAUGAUGGGCGAUUAUUUAUUUUGCCAUAAUGGAUUAUAACGCAUUUGUUAAUCAGUCAGUCAUUUUAAGUUGCUGAUUCUAUCACUUGUGCCCCAUGUUAUUAAACCUAUAAGUUACAAUUUUACAAGUGUAAACUGGCAUCAUUUGGUCUAAGCUUCACGCCAAUGGUGAAUUUUGGGUCAACCGCUUGAAUUUUGUCGGUUUAUAUAUAUAUAAAAUUGUAACUUGUAACUUUACUCUUGGGCACUGAAAACGUAACUAAAAAAUAAUACUCUACGACUGACGUUAUUAUUAUUCAGCUCUUAAAUAGUGCAAACUAUCUCAAUGUAAAAAGUCUUGCCAGAAUGUAAACUAGACUUCAGAAUAAUGUUAUCUGUCAAUCUUUAAAAAAAAUGCACGGAUCGGAAGGAAAGUUUAAUUUGAUUGCUUUUUAAUUAACAAUAUGACUAUUUCUGAAACUUGAUUUUACAGUUGGUUGAAUUAAGUGUUUGUUUCCGUUCAAUCCCCUCAUUUAUUAAAUAUCUGAAUUAACAAUGCCUAUUAUGGCUAUGUGUCGAAGCUUGUGUCAAAGUCAUACACCACAAUAGAUAGGCAACAUGUGACCAUAGUAGGUGGUAUGGCCAUCUAGAUGUUCUAGAUUAUUCAUCCUGUGUCCUAUAGAUACAUAGACAGGCAAGAUAAAUCAUUUAUCUUAACUCAAUAUUUAUCAAUACUGUCUCGACUAUCCCGAAUUAGUUGUGGUUCUUCAUUCUAAUCGAUCGUUUGCUGUUUGUCUGUAUCGCGAAGAAUACAACAUAUUGUAAUGUUAAUGUAAGCCAUACGAUCUCAGGACGACUUAUCUGCAAUUUAGGGCUCAGUUUCAUCGGUCGAGGGAGGGGACGGGAGCUACUGGCAUUAUCCCCGUAUUCAAAUAAAGGAAGAAGAAAAUAAUAUAAAAGCCACAUAAGCCAUUCAUUCAAUGAUAUUCUAACAAAAAAACAUUACUAUGAUUUUUGAUCGAUCUUAUUCAUUGAAAAAAGUUUCCACGAUUGGUCAGUUAACUGCGUCAAAGACUAACUUUACAAUUAUUGUGAUUUGACAAUAACAUUUCUGGGUCGAUACUUAACUAGCGACAAUUGUCAAGCUAGUGUAAUAUGAACCAGAUAAACACCAUACCCCUAUUUCACCAAAAUGACAAUUGUCAUUUGACAAUAACAUUUUUCUGUAUCACUUUGCUCAUUUAGGUUGGGAAAUAGGUGUCAUCUGUCAUCUAAGCAUUUUGACCCUGAAAUGCCUUAAUUGUCUUUUACAAUUUUCUAAUUUAUGAAAUAGGGACUAGACAAAAAAGGUUCUUUGAUUGAUUGAGUGACUGAAUGAAACAGCGUUUGGUUUUGACGUAUUAAAAUAACGAAAUGAACGUUUGUCCAACAAACUAACAUAACAAACGUGAGCAGAAACCAUUCCUAGUCGUCCAAUGAAAAUGCGCCCUUAGAAAUACGAUGGUUGAUUCCUAGUAAAUAGUAUGUGUAAGUUGUACAUUUGUGUACUAGUCAGUAGUCUAAUUAUUUUGUAAUGUUUGUGGAUCCUUUUGCUUCCAGUAUUUAUUGAAUGUCAAAUUGAGUGAACGAUACUUUUCUACGCGUACGUAGUUCUUUUUUGUACAGUCAGAACGUUAUUUUUUCUUUUACACAAAUCACACGGUCACAGUGAGCAAGUCUUGAAAAUUACAUUAUAUUUGCUGCUUAUUGGUAAGAUCUAUACUGCCACACCGGCACACCCAAAUUCACCCACAUUUUUAUAAAAUCGCAUUUACAAAUGCAAAAGUAUGCUAGCUUCAAAGAUAGUUCACGAAAAUAGUUUUAGUGCUGGGUGGCAGUCGAUGUGGGAGUGUUGACCUUCUUUUUCAAAGAAAAUCAAUUAAAAAAGAAAAUAGUGUUGGCACAAAGUGCCGCGUGCACAGAUGAAUAAACGUUAAUGUUUAAAACUUAUUUUUAUUUCUUAUUAUUUUCGUGUAAAAUAACAAGCUUUAAUUUUAUACGCUGUUUUACGAUAAAUACUUUAUUUUCUAGCAAUGUUUUUAACAUUUUAGUAAAUUCCCUCAUUUACUGGUGUACAAAUGUAUAUUUUAUUUUUUUAGAUAUCUAAGUCUUAGUAACUACUAGUGAUGAUUAUUAUGUUGCAAUUUUUUUAUUGGAAUUAAGAAUGACCAUGUCGAUAUAUAUAAUAUUAAAAUAUAUGUUUUAUCGUAUAUAUCAUUAUAUCAUUAACAAUUACUUAAUAAAAUAUUGAACCAUCUACUUAUAUCUAUGUUAUAAUUAGGUACAAUUCAAGCAUACUUUUUUGUGAUGUCUAUUAUUAUAAUUUAAAUUGCUGACAAAACCUAUUUAAUAAAUGUAUGUUUUAGAUUUCAUGCUUGAUUCUUCAACGGUCAGUCUUGUUUCACCAACUUUAUAUUUCGGGAAAAUCAAGCAACGAUAUCCAACAAUUGUUAGUAAUAUUGAUGGCUAAUUGUCAGUGUCAGAUGACAAUUGUCAUGUUGGUGAAAUAGGCUCCUAUUUCACGAAUUUGACAUAGACAAUAUCUAAAUAUUAUAAUUUCUUUUAUCGACCCCGCAAAUUGUCAAGUGUUGAAAUAGGGCUCGAGCUUUAAUUAUAUUAGGUAGUAAUUGCGGACGAGACAUUAAUUUCUCAUUCCGUUGAAGUCCAGAUUAUCUAACGCAUGUAGUCUAAUUUAGAGGUUACUUCACAAAAGACAUGCCCUCUUUGAGAAGACACUCUUAAAGUGCUUUAUUUUAUUAAAAGUAUAUCAGUAAUUAUAUUGCGUAUAUUAAGCCUUUGGACUUGUAUAGUAAGUGUACGGCCAGCAUUAGAUAAGAUAAGAUAAGAUAAUCUUUAUUGGCAUUAGAUGUAACUUUACGGACUGUUGUACUAUUCGGACAUCAAACAUUUCACAGCGAAAUAUUAAACAACCAAAUUAGCUUAUACUAACUGAAUAUCAACAAUUAAAAACCGUCACCAUACUUAUUGUAACAGAAUAAAAGAUUUUCUCGCCAAUCUCAUCCGUGAAUUUGUCUGUUGCUGGCUGUACCUCGCAGUGGUAAAGCGUCUAAUGUAAACGUAGAUCACAAAUCACAUAGGCUAAUAGAUAAAUGUAGAAACUGCCUCGCACAUCCAAACUGGAAUGAACUAUCGCCCGCGGUAUUUCCGGACCGUUACGAUCUUCAAGAAAAGUGCGUACUCCCAUCCCAUCUUAAAAGGUGGCAACACACUUUCAGCUCCUCUAGUGUUGCAGGUGUCUAUGGGCGAUAGUAACAGGUUACCAUCAGGUGAUUCAUCUGCUCGUUUGUCUUCUAUUCCAUAAAAAAAAGAUUACUGGCGGUCACCAUUCAUUAGCGCCUUUCGUUACAUUUCGCACCGGAGAAAAGAUUUGACUCGUAUUUGUUGCCUUGGUGCGCCGCAGUGGGAUAUAGAUAUCGCCUUGAAUGAAAAUGCAAUUGACUGCAAAUAAACGGAGAACGGGGGACAAUAAUGAUCUGGUUUGGAGACAUUUGGCUCAUUAAAAGCCUGUUUAGUCACUAGUUUAUCAAGCUUUAGUUAACCCUUAAUGGCAUUAUUCAUAAACGCGUUACUGGCCUGAAUUAGCUAUGAAUCGUUUGUCUUUAUCUGUCAUUUUGACUUAUGUAUUUGUAAAAAAAAAAACGUUUAAUCAAAAAUCUUACGUACAACUAAAUACAUAUUGUAAGAAAGGGAUAAAACAUAAUUUAAGUAAAACAGGCCCGUAAAGUUUUAUGAAUAACGGGUAAGUCCUUAGCCGCAACAUACUUGCGAUUAUACUUUAAAAAAACCGCAUCUACAUAAGAAUUAGUUCGUAAUCGAAUGACUAGAAAGGAAUAUCAAAUGGUUUAAGGGUUAAUAAGUAGUUCAUAUAGACGCUUUGCCACGCUAGGUAGUGUUGUGAGUUGGCUUAACCGAGCCUUAGAGUCGAGCCGUCAAGACUUGUGCCUAUAUUAUAGGACCACCCCACACUAGUGUCUUUUGAGCAUCGCCGUCUAGUUAACGCUAUGGAAAAUGGCGUCGCUGCAAAGUUGCGCAAACGUUGCGUCGAGCAGCAGCCAUAGAGUUGACUAGACGCCGACGCUAGUGUGGGGUGGCCGUUAUGGAUACCGCCAGCAACGAAAAUCGGAGAUCAUCUAUCUACUUCUCUGUCGCUCUUGCGUAGGAAUUCAAGUGACAGAGAUGCUUAUAGGUCCGCAGGUCGUGUUCAAAUUUCCUUCUGUUAUCAGGUUGUCCUUAUCUAAUUAAAGAAAGGAUUUCAACAUAUAUAAGGCUCGGUCCAAGCUGGCUCAUAACACCACCGUCGAGAGUUAUUACUGUGUAUCGAGUAUCGUUCGAGUUGUGCCCUUCCAGCUCCAUGUAUCUUUUCGGAAUAAAGUGUUUUGAGCAUUA